This is a messenger RNA of Desarmillaria tabescens, 704 nucleotides long. Its product is annotated as RNAse P Rpr2/Rpp21/SNM1 subunit domain-containing protein. Bases 122 to 658 code for a protein of 178 amino acids. Gene Ontology annotation, cellular component: nucleolar ribonuclease P complex. NCBI's taxonomy places the organism in Eukaryota, Fungi, Basidiomycota, Agaricomycetes, Agaricales, Physalacriaceae. The transcript has 3 exons. The record is from RefSeq and is a predicted model, not a curated record. Gene Ontology annotation, biological process: tRNA processing.
GUUGUAAUUAAAUGUGUACGCUGGGUGUUGGUUGAGGUCCGUGACUUUCAAGCAAACACCAUCAUCGAUAUUUAGUGAUAUCUUGGAAUUCACCUCGGUCCGGCCUUCCCUACUUACCACUAUGGCCAAAAAGUCAAAAGACGAGGCGCCGAAUCCCAACAACGUGCCCAACAGAGACAUCAUCCAACGUCUCCAUUUCCUGUAUCAAGCUAGCGUAUAUCUUGAUGGCGUCUCACCUCCACAAAAGAAAAAGCAGAAGAGAGUCACCAUCAGCGAUCUCUCCCGCAGCUAUGUGUCUUCCAUGAAGAUUGUAGGCCAAAAGACGACUGUUAAUAUGGAUCCAUCUGUCAAGCGAACGAUCUGUAAGGGAUGCGAUACUGUUCUCGUGCCAGGAUCUACAGUCUCGAUACGAGUGAAGAAAUCACGGUCUCGUGGACAUCUCAUGGUGUACACUUGCACUCGUUGUAAAACGUCGCGUCGAAUACCUGCACCACCUGUGGAUGCCUCUACCACAGCGGAUUCGCGACCCGCAGGGAAAGGUCCAAAGCCUCGUAUCCCUCCACUAUUUGCUAGAAAGGCAGGACAUGUCACAUUUUGUGGGCAAGAACAGGUUCCGACUGACGAGACGUCGCUGGGGGACGGAGUAUUCAUUGUCUAGUAUAUCAAAUAGAUUGUAUCACAGCUUUGUACAUAUUACGUACCAG